AUCAAGUCUUUGUAUUCUUCGAAAUCGUCUAACGAAUGGUCUAUGACGAAGCUACGGCAUGUCGCAGUCGCCCCCAUUGGACGAGCUGUUACCCUGAUGCAGGAGUUCCCUGACACCAACUCACUCGACAGAUUCAGUCUUGCUGUAAGCAAGCGAGUCUCGCAGAUUGAUUCGGUAGAUACGGGGAAUUUGCGCGUUCUCUUGCGUCCAUACUCUACAGAUUCUUGCUCAGCUAUGUGCAAAAGUAGAAUAAUCACUACCAAAGCUGCCGAGACAGUUGUUUGCUGCUGCGUGGGCGUUGUUGAAGCUUCGGAGGUGGACAGCUCCCCGCAGCUUUCAUGUGGGUCUUCCACGUGACGUGGACUCCACUCUACCCGGACUUUUUUGUGAGCAGCAGGUCAUUCACCUUUGCGACACUCUGCGCCACGGCUGCACACCACGCUCAUGAUCGAUCGGUAACACGUAGCAAUACUCGAAAACAUGGCUGCACCCAUGGCGCCCUCGAUGCUGCCAAAAGUAGAGGAGCCUUCCGCUGUCGACCUCGUAGACACCGAAGCUGCCUCCCCCGCCGAUGCGCUCUACGACAAAUGCGCCCAAAGAUCACAGGGCACCGUCUUCUUCCAGCGCGAUUUGUCCAAUAUGCAGAUCGCUGAGACCAUGGCCGAGCUUACCAUGCUCUUGCAGGAGCUAUGUGAUCGCCAUCUUAUGAAGCUCAUGACGUUCGAAGGCGAGCCGUGCUGGAAGCUGCGGUCGCGCCCGGAAGCCGACAAACUUCGACGACUCACGCCUGACGAACGCCUCCUAUACCACCACAUCGACCAAGUCCAGGCGGAGGGCAUCUGGUCGAAAGCACUGCGCGCACGAACGAACGUCACCCAACAAGUCCUCACAAAAUGUCUCAAGAGCUUAGAGUCGAAAGACUUGGUACAAUCGGUUAUGAGCGUGAAGUUCCCAAACCGCAAGAUGUACUUGCUGAAGCAUCUGCGCCCUUCUGAAGACAUCGCCGGAGGCCCAUGGCAAUCAGAAGGAGACUUCGACACAGCACUCAUCGAAGCUAUAUCCGGCAUUGUCGCGCAGUACAUCGAGAAUGAGACUUGUAUUAAGGUUCCUGGCAACUGGAACGAAUAUGACAGGACGGACAGGAGCACAGAGAUUGCGCAGAAGAAGGCGCAGGUGCAGGGCAUACGGGAUAUCGAAGAUGCGCCAGCUGUGAAACCAUAUUACGCACCGAGAGACCCGAACGCAUCCAAGAUUGUACACAGAAACAGUCCGCAGUACCCAACUUCUGCCUCGGUUGCCGAAUGGCUCAACUCAAAGGAGAUUUUAAGGGGCAAGUCAGUAAGAGAAGAUGACAUGGAGCAACUGCUAGAGAUGAUGGUGCUGGAUGGACGGCUUGAGAAGAUCUCAGGAACCAAUUACCGCACUGUUCUGACAGUGAACGAUACCAAAGUCUACAACGGUUUCGUCGACGCACCGUGCGGUAACUGCCCAGUCUUUGAUCUCUGCGGCGACGAAGGCGAAAUCUCAGCCAGGACCUGCGUGUACUUCGGGCAGUGGCUAGAGACGCAGUCGGAAGAGGUGUAAAUUUCAUCUAUCAGGCAUAGCGACGGCGUUUUGGGCAUUGAUGCAUUUACGGCUACUAUUGAGAGGAAAUACCC
Messenger RNA from Boeremia exigua, 1658 nucleotides. RefSeq names its product RNA polymerase Rpc34. Bases 481 to 1584 code for a protein of 367 amino acids. The transcript has 2 exons. Lineage: Eukaryota; Fungi; Ascomycota; Dothideomycetes; Pleosporales; Didymellaceae. The record is from RefSeq and is a predicted model, not a curated record. Gene Ontology annotation, cellular component: RNA polymerase III complex. Gene Ontology annotation, biological process: transcription by RNA polymerase III.